UGGAUUAGAAUGCUCACCGUGAAGGUUUUCCCAGCAAGUACAGACUUUCACCUUUUCUGUAUGAAUAAUGUCUGAAUUCACUCAAGCCACCUUGGUUUGGGAGAAGAGAGCAGGAACAUGCUGGAGGUUUUAAUACAGAGAGCAGACCUUUGAAUGGUGGUGGAUUAUCCAAAAAUGCUUUUGCCAGGCUCCCUGUUAAUGGAUGUACAGGAUGGAGGGAUGCAGAUAAUUAGCCACAUCCCCACCAUAAAUUACUAUACACUUCUCGUUCCUGUGGGGAACGGCCACAGAGCUUGUGGGAUGGAAGAACUGGAGUUUCUGACCCUUCUGCACUCCAUCUCGCAACUACUCCAACAGAGCACUGCAGAAUUUAGGGCUUGAGACUAAUGACAGAAGAUCACGAGAUUGGCUUAAAGGCAGCCAGAUUAAAAAAACAUAACAUUAACUUGAAAAUAACUUUUUUCUUCAUGGUCUCUAAGGUUUUAGGAUACACUUUGGUUAUUUUCUUAAGCUUUUCUCCCCAGCCAGGAAGCUGAUUGAUGCUGUUUAUUCUAAUGAAACUCAUUGAUUCUGAAAUAAUCACUUGAUAUUAGGAGCUGUGCCAUUAAAAAAAAAUGAAAUAAAAUUACAGGAGUGAGGAACUCCAGUAUUAGGAAUAUGAAAGGGCUUUUAAAUUUUUUCAAAGGUUAUUAUGCCCUCAACACUUCGCUGAUUUUUUAAAGUGCAUAAUUUCAUUUGAGUCACUUCCCCUAUAAAUUACACGCUUAAAAACCUGCUGAUGUUGCCUCCAAUAUCAAGAAAAACAUCUCACUUUAGACUUUUUUUUCCACCCCCUACCGUAUCUCUGUUUUAUCUCAAUAGAUAAUUUCAGGCAAAGAGGGUGUUUUUUCCUUAGGAGCAGCACAGAUGAACUCAGUUACAAUUAGGUACCACAUACAAUUCAGAGCUGCCUUAAGUCUUCGGUCCUUCUAGUUGUUUUUCAACAUAACGGCUUAUUUUUCUGUGUUUGUAAUUAACUUUGGAACUGGAAUUACUCAUUUUAAGCCAGGUUUAGCAGGGAGCAGUGUCAUCUCAUCCUGCGAGAGUCAGACCAAUUUGUGCAGAGGUCCCAAAGGCAUUGGGAAGCCUCUGGGAAUUUUUUCUGUGGGCCUCAGCGGGUUUGGGAAGAAAUCUGUGGGACCCUAAAGAAUAGCAGAGGCAGCCAGAGACCUCACUACCUCCACUUGGGGCACAGGGUGAAAGCGGCCCCCAUCACCCUGCAGAAGUGAGACAAACCCAGCAGUCGAUCCAGCCACCCAAGCCCCCUCACAACUUUAAUAGCCAUAUUUCUCCCCAGAUUUUGCUUGGCAUUCCUCCUCCGCAAUGACGAAGCUUCUCCAUUAGAGAACAAACCACUUCUACCUCCUCCCCACCCACCGUCCACCGUACCACAAAGCUCCCUGAUCUCAGGACGUGGAUGAUGUGCAGCGGGAAUUCACAAGAUCUCACCCGAAUUGCUGAAUUACCAAACAACAGAGGUUCUGUACUCAUGCAAACACCCCCGAGACAAAAAUAGGGAAAACUCAAAGAGAAGUAUAAAUGUGUUUAUAGCCAGAAUAGUCUCCACAAAGAAUACUUUGUGCAGUUUUACUAUUGUUGUUUUUUUUUUUUUUUUUCCCAGAAGCGUCAGCAGUCCCUUAGGCGUAUAAUUUAUAAGAGGCUAAAAUCUAAAUUAUGUAUCAAAAAUAGGGAGAGAUGCAACUGGAGGGUAAUAAUGCAUUUCAAAAAUAACUUCAGAUGCGUCGUUCAGAGCAGCAGCCUAUAGCCAGGAAGGAGUGCCCAGUCAGCAAAGGCAGCAGAGGAUUAAUAAUUGCUCUUCCCUACAUAAAAUAACUGGUAGAGAUUUGGGGGUUUAAAUUUGGCAGCAGCCGGCCUAUAUCCUGGAAUCCCGGAUCUAUUUGGAGGACUUAUCUGAGGGGGUGAUCCAGAAAUACCCUAAACAAAACAGAAAACUGAGCCUUGCUCUCGGGGCAGCUGGCUUUGCAGUGCUGACGCUCCCAUCGUACAUGCCCGGAUAUCUGAGAGGACACUGCAGAUCUGAACUGUCUGAAAUUAUUUUUCAGACUGAAAAGAAAGAAACCUUCUGUUACAGACACGCUGCUCCAAUACAGCCCAGGGCAGACGUUUGUGGAAAUACAAAUCCUGUAGCCAUGGCUUUGAAUUCUCAAGGCACUGCGCUAGCACCAGCCCUCUUAGUUCUCCUUAAGCUGUUCUGCACACGUUAGGGCAGGUCUCUAUCUUCCUGCUAACCUUCACUGAAAUGUAGGGAUGGGUGAUCUUUUACUAAUAAUUUCUGUCAGGCUGCUUAGAAGGGGAUUUAGGCGAGGAUAAAGAAACUGUGAGUCACACAUAAAAGACGCUUCCACGGUUUAAGUUAGAAGAACUUCCCCCUCAGCUCUUUUGCUAGCGUAGGUACCAUACUAUGACUAGCUUGUCUCUCACAGCUGAUUUUUUUCUUUCUCUGUGUACUAGCUGGAAAGUGUUGUACUGUUAUUUUUGUGACGGUGCUGCUGAAAGAUCCCCAGAUACCGUCACACCGACAUCACGCAGUACAGGGGUUUGUAGGGCCGUGGGGAACCUACAGGCUGGGUGUACAGGAGAAAGGACCGAGCGCUCCGACCAGAGGCACAGGAAAAUAGAGGAGAGGAGCAUCUUCAUGUAACCUCAGAUGUCAGGUGGUGAUGCCCGUGUCUGGACCAGCAGUCUCAAUUUUUUUUCCAGGUAAUGGGGAGAAACAGGUACUUGUGGAGCAUUACUCACCUGACCUAUUUGAAGUGCCUGCCCUCACCGAAGGUAAACACCCCCUACAUGUGCCUCUGCUGAGCGCAAAGGCAAGGCUAGAUGCAGGUGCCUACACUGUGAAUUACGACGUUUAAGAGGAAGGGUGCCACCUUACAAGAUUCAUUCACUUCACUGAAACCACCCACAGAGUGAGCGAUUGGUGCCAAGGCUGUGGGUUUGCUGGAGCAAAGCCCCUCAAACUUUACUUGAAGCUAAAGCUCAUCCUCAUGCAUCUAUCUCACGAGCCUUUUAACCAUCCACAUUUCCUGCCACAAAGAAACAGAUUCAAGUGGAAAUCUAUAGGAGAGAUGGAGAAAUCUAGGCGUAAACCAACUGAGAACCACCCAGAACCGCAUGAUACACAUUCUCCUUCCCCGUUGUUUCCCUGUUUCCCACCAGCUGCCAGCACUCGAAACGUAAGGCAGGUCCUGCUCCAGCCCAGCUCCUGGGGUUGCUGCCAGGGGAACAGAGGAGCAAUUCCUCUCCAGCUCCCUUCUCGCUGCACUGGAAGAGUGCGAGUGUGAAACACUUACGUGGGAAGUGACAAAGCCAUGUUCACAGGUGGCCAUCUUAUGCUCUCUUGCUAGACUGGACAAAAAUAUUCUUUGGAAGUGUUAAAACCAGAACAAUAGCAGCAGGGAAGGCAAUAGGCCUGAGCUCGUGCACCACCCCUUGUUCCUUUCCCCACAAAGCUGCAGGGCAGAUGACUCUGGACAUGCAAUUCCUUGCCUCGUGGGCUUUAGUUUCGUGUGAGGGCUGUGUUGUGAAUGCAGGCCGUGGCUUUCUCACAAACAUUUAUCUUCGCUGGUAUCAGGGCUCCAGUUGGGUGUCAGGGUCAGAGUGAGCCGGUAACAGAUUUUUCCCUUCCUCUUUUCAGGGAGUUUAUCGUUCUCCUGGGACGAAGUUUACUGCUCCCAGGGAAGGCAGUUACGUUGCAAUACUCCUAGAGUGUGGGAUGGUAAAAGGGAAGCGAUACGACAAUAAUCACUGAUUAAAAAGGAAGAAUGAAAAGAAUAAGAGCAAGUGGCAGGACUGCUAAAUGCUGAUCAAUGCUUUAAGACAGCCUUUGAUUUUUUUUAAUUAAUUAUACAUUCCCUCAUACUUUGUACUGCUGUUGAUUUAAUUGGACUCCUUAUUUUUAGACAACUACAGCAAGAAGAAGAUAGGGUACGGCUUUGAGAAGCUCAGCUCCAGCCUAAUUCAGCCUCAUUCAAUUCCACUGGGAGCAAAAUCAGGCUACUGCUGAGCUCUUCUGAAAGCCUGGUGCUCUUGCUGCAGGUUUAGCACACCGAAUGUUUAUCUGCCUUAUAGGAUGGAAUAAUUUCCAUGCACAGGAAUCCAGGCAGAGCUGGGCUCAGCACCCACAGAUAUCUCCAAACCUUCACAUGGGAAAGAGUAAGUGUUGAGCAGCAGGAAAAGGUAUUGAGGUCUGUCUCCUCCCAGCAGAAUUUGCCCCGAUACUCGCUUCAGCCUCACUGCACGGAGUUUAUUUGCACUCUGUGCAGAAGCACGUCUGCCAAUGUGCUUUGCUGAGAUAAAGCACCAAGAGUUAACCUACAGAAGGGGCAAAGAGGAGGGCACUGAGAAAUGUCUGUUUUCAGCUGCAGCAUGAAAUCAUCCAUUGCCGCAGGUGAAAGGGACGCAAGGGACUGGAGAACACUCCUGCAAGCACGCAAUAAUUCAGAUUUCAUCGAGCCUCCUUAUCUGUGCUUCCCCAGGUGCUUUGUGAGAUUGUGGAGAGAGGCGGAGGUUAGCAGGAGCGGGCCUGUUCAGAGAAUGGGGAAGGACUGAGGCCAGGGGGUUGUUACCUCCUGUGCCUGUACGCACACGAACCAGCAGCUGCCAGCACUGGGAGCACGGGAUCUUGCAGACCUGUGGCUGGGAGGCCAUUAUCCUGAAAUAUUUGGUGAUUUUCUCUAAGCCUCAGUUCCUGUAGUCAUGGGAUCCCCCCGACACGUAUGUCUUGUCAAAAUACACGUUCUGCUCUUUCAGCUUCCCCCAGGAUAAUCAUUUCCACAAAGCUUUCCCAGUAUAUCUGCAAUUGCAGCCAUAUAAAAGUGCUUAUGUUGGUACAGUUUAUCCACUUUCAGAUCUGAACUCCUGUACAGUCCUUGGGUUCUGCCUACUCUGAUGAAUCUUCAGCGGAAAAAUGCGUAGAGCAUGCCUUAGCUGCCUUUGAACCUGCUCUGUCUGUGAACAACCAGCUCCAGGAAUGCCAAAACUCACAGAGCUGCAUUUUGUGCACCUCUGUCUGAUGGCUGACGCUUUUCUUAGGACCGCAGCAUUUCUUCAGGCUUGCUUCUGCAAGGAUCCUCUGAUGUCUAGUAACAAGUAAGCUCACCUUAGUCUCAUCGAGCUAAUGCAUUCCUGAGGUUUCUUAUGGCUGUCUGUUCUGCAUCUAUUCUGUAUUUUCUCUUUUUGCCUUAACCUCGGGCUCUCCAGGCCUGGCUCCUGGCUGGUGAUGGCACGCCUGCGGCUGGCUUGGGCUGCACACGUUAGGGCAGCGGCUCCCUGACUGUGUCUGCAUUCAGAAGGCAAUGCUGGGUGGGGAUGAAAGCUGGGCUGCAGGUUUCUGUUCUGUGAAAUGCACGGGACGAGUUUGCCUCUUGGAAGAAUGGGAUUCAGGACUCCAGAAGGGCUCUCCCACCUCUUAUGGCGCACUUACACACACCAUUGACCAUACACGGCUGGGUAUCAGCCUCUGAAAUUUACAGCAAGUCAUUAUUCUUAGCUAGCAUCUAGUAUUUUCCUUUCCUGCCUACUUUUUACAAAGCAGCUCUUCAAUAUUUAUCAAGAAGGAAGCUUCCGUAAUCGCAGAAGCCUGCAUAGCAAAGUAGUCUUUAAAAACCAAGGGGACUUUACAACCAGUCCUUUUCCACCCUUAGCACCUGCCACUCAUUUAAUUUAUAGCUCUUCUUCAUUCCAUCUCCCAAGAGCCCACUCUGAUAGGGUGGAGAGAGGGGGGCUUGCAAGCAAGGCUGUCGUUUUGCAGUGCCAGCACUGCAGGAUGCUCCUCCCAGGCACUGCCUGUGAUGCAGCACAUUUGGUAGCGCUGCUGUUAGGGACAGCUGCUGGAUAGCAGGAGCAGAAGCGGAGCAGUGCCGUGCAGCACGGCACAUAUUGCCUCGUCAGCCUGAUGGAAGGAAAGACCGAAAUCCUACUGCCAUUCCUGCUGCAUUUAUGAAAAAAAAAAAGCACUUCUGAGUAUGCUUUCAAGAUAUCAGACAGGCAUGCAAACUAGAGAAGUUGGGGAUCAGUUGUAGAAGAUUUGCAUCGUGAAUAAUUUUAGAAAUACACCCCCACAUCAGUUCGUGUACUCCAGUGCGGGGGAGAGCUACGCUAUGGAAAUGAGAUGAUGCCAGGGUGUGUGUGUGUCUGCCUGUUUUACAAUACCUGCCUGAAAAGAUCAAUCUGGAUAACAAGGUCUUCAAGGCAAGCAUCCAAGACUUGGCCUCCUACACAGCCCUGGCACUCGGAUGAGGUUUGCCUCCACUUGGGAGAUGCUUCUGGUAAAGUGCUAAGGCGAGGUGCGAGCCGUCCUUGGUGACUGGCAAAGGAAAAAUGACGAGAAAAAACACUUCGUUCUCAGACAACCCAUCUCAUCUGAAAAUCUCGAUGGUCAAAACUCUUUACUAAAGGGAAGCGCUGAAUCUCCCAGCAUUUAGGUACUUGAGCAAUCCCAAAACAUCAGCAGUCAUAUUGCCAGAGAAUAUGGACAGGGGAGGCAGAGGCCAGGCUGGGUUGUGUCUCUGAUCCUCACGUGCACAGGUAUACAGCACAAGCUUUGCUCAGAAACAGCAGUGAGGAUUUUGCCUUAUUUUUUCCCAGUCCAUUGCUCCCAGUGCCUUAGGUGUCAGAAUUAAAAUGAUCACGGAAUUAAGAUGACAGUGUUGGGACUCGCUUCACCGUGAUUCUCGAUGUGCACCAACAGGAGCUGAGCACCCUCAAGGUGAGCACUGCGAGGCUGGCAGGCAUCCAGCAGUGCUUGGCCCCCGCGAAUUCCCACUCUGAGCCUCAGGUGGCUCAGAAGGGACUGAAAUGAUGGGGGGUAGGACGUGCUCAGCUGGUGCUUUACGAUCUGUUGCUGUGCCCUGCUGAGGUCUCUGAGCCCCGUUGUGCCAGGCACUGGAGAGUGCUGCAGCUGCAGAGAGCAUUUUCAAUGUCAAACAGCCACCUCGAAGCACAGAAAGGUGCAGUUACUCUGCAAACAUGAGAGCUGAGCGCUAGAGUAACCAGUGCACCACGAUACCUGCUGGAUUUGGGAGCCCUUAAUUGAAGGCUAUGAACUGGGUCAAGGAGAGCCCCACGGUGCGAGGACAGAGCGGGGCCGUGCGGAUGACGUGCUGUGCUGCGGGCUGCGGCAGACCUUUGGUCAGACAAAAAGCACUGGCGUCAACAGGUGGAAGAAGCGUUCAAGCAGCAUGCGACUGGCUGUUCUCCCAUGUGGGUGACCCAUUCCUCGAUGACACCCUGCCCCGGGAGUACGUCCUCUACCUGCGCCCCACCGGCCCCCUGGCUCAGAAGCUCUCUGAGUUCUGGCAGCAGUCAAAGCAGAUCUGUGGGAAGAACAAAGCUCACAACAUUUUCCCACAUAUCACCCUUUGCCAGUUCUUUAUGUGUGAGGACAGCAAGGUCGACGCUCUCACUGAAGCUCUGCAGGCCACUGUGAUGCGGUGGAAAUGCAAGUUCCCUGCCCCUCUGCCUCUGGAGCUCUACACGUCCUCGAACUUCAUCGGGCUUUUUGUCAAGGAAGAAAGUGCUGAGGUGCUCAAGAAGUUUGCUGCAGACUUCGCUGCAGAGGCAGCCUCCAAAGCAGAUGUUCACGUGGAGCCCCACAAGAAGCAGCUCCACGUGACGCUGGCCUACCACUUCCAAACCAGCCACCUGCCCACGCUGGAGAAGCUGGCGCAGAACAUCGACGUCAAGCUGGGCUGCGACUGGGUCGCUGCGAUAUUCUCCCGAGACAUACGCUUCGUUAACCACGAGACUCUGCAAGUGAUCUAUCCCUACACACCCCAGAAUGAUGAUGAACUCGAGCUGGUCCCAGGGGAUUUUAUUUUCAUGUCCCCAGUGGAACAAACCAGUACAAGUGAGGGCUGGAUUUACGGCAUUUCCCUUGCAACUGGCUGCUCUGGGCUGCUGCCUGAAAAUUACAUCACGAAGGCGGAUGAAUGUGGGACCUGGGUGUUUCAUGGGUCCUACUCGAUUCUGAAUACUACAUCUUCCCCGUCCCUUCAAGCUUUCAGCGACGGAGCUCUGGAGAGAAGGCAGCAGGAAGACCAGGGGCCUGGGGACACGGGGCCACUCACUAUCAUCUGCCAGAACGUGCAGCCGCUGAGAAUAAGCAGUCAGCCAGGGCCUCAGAAGCGCUGCCUUUUCGUCUGCAGACACGGGGAGAGAAUGGAUGUAGUUUUUGGGAAGUACUGGUUGUCACAGUGCUUUGAUGCCAAAGGAAGGUAUAUGCGUAGUAACCUGAAUAUGCCUCACAGCUUACCUCAAAGAAGCGGCGGUUUCAGGGAUUAUGAAAAAGACGCGCCAAUCACCGUGCUGGGCUGUAUGCAGGCAAGGCUUGUAGGUGAAGCCUUGCUAGAAACUAAUACCAUUGUAGACUACAUCUACAGCUCCCCGUCCCUACGCUGUGUACAGACAGCACACAACAUCUUGAAAGGUAUGCAACAAGAGAACAACCUGAAAAUUCGAAUAGAGCCGGGCUUGUUUGAAUGGACCAAGUGGGUCUCUGGGAACACACUACCUGCUUGGAUACCCCCCAUGGACUUAGCUGCAGCUACUCUAAGCGUUGAUACAACCUACAGACCUCAUAUUCCCGUCAGCAAGUUGGUGGUUUCUGAAUCUUAUGAUACGUACAUAAGUAGAAGCUACCAAGUAACAAAAGAAAUCAUCAGUGAAUGUAAAGGCAAAGGAAAUAACAUCCUGAUAGUGGCACACGCGUCCUCCCUGGAGGCUUGUACCUGCCAGCUCCAAGGGCUCUCGCCGCAGAACUCCAAGGACUUUGUACAGAUGGUCCGAAAGAUUCCCUACUUGGGGUUUUGUUCAUGUGAAGAACUCGGAGAUACAGGUGUUUGGCAGCUUACAGACCCCCCCAUCCUCCCCCUCACACACGGACCAACUGGAGGCUUUAACUGGAGAGAAACCUUACUACAGGAAUAGGCAAAGCCACGCAAGCAAGGAGAACCCACGGCCUUUCUAAGCGUCGGAGAAUGUCUCUUCGUUCUUGUGUUUAUUGACAGUGGAGAAGUAGUCCUACUACGUUACGUGGAUCACACAAACAGCUCUUCUAGCAUAUCUCUUACACGGCCAGAGUCACGCAAAAAUUCUCAUAUACAACCAGGCAAAUACAAAAGGGACUGAUUGGGAGGAAAAAUAUUAAAAUAUAGAUCGAAACUCUUGCACUGCAGGGAAUCUCUGUUUAGUGAGUUGCUCGGGUAAAUUUUCCCACCUUGAAUGGAGCUCUGUUAACACCAGUAACACUUACUGCCUUCUGCACCCUGUUAGUAACAGCUAGCACUGCGUGAAAGGCGAGCAUUCAGGAUGUGUUUGGGUUUUUUUCAUGGCUAUUUUUUGCAAAGCAUUAGCAGGCUUGCUCAGGACCACGUGUUGACACCCUCCUCGCUCACAACCCCCAAGUUCUCAGCACCGUUCACAAAGCCUACCACCACCAGCUGGAAACGAGAGGUCAGCAUCGCCUCUGCAGGCAGCAUCAGAUUGUUCCUCUCCUCUCUGUCUGCCCUGGGUUAGGUGUUUGCAUACUGUGGAUGCAAAGACUGACACUGAUCUGCAGCAGAAGAAAAAUCUGAAUUUCACAUCACUUACAGAUGAAGCUUGCACGUCAAAAGACAGCGCCAUCGUGAACAAAGACUGGGAGCUGUUGCUCUUAAGUGGAGAUGAAAUAAGCCUAUUCCAAUCAAACCUGGAGGAUUUAGAAAGGCUGUUUUGUUUUUUAUUCCCCUUUUAUUUAAAUUAUUGAAAUCCACUCUUGCACGCAGACCCAGCCUAAAGCGUCUGUGUCAUUUAUACCCCCUGAAAAAGGGGUUUUGCCUGUUCUACUGAGUUCUUGUGCUGGUCAUUUACACGGUGGUGGUUUUCUGUUCCUCAUGAGAUUUUCUGUCAGCCCUGAUAAGGUUCUGCAGCAGGCAGCUUUCUUAAGUGGGUAACGCUGAAGUCAAAAAGGCGGCACUGAAAUUCGGCCUAGGCUGCAUGCUUGCCUUCCUUUCGUUUACUCCUAAGUGCCAUCUGUCGUAAAAACAAAGCAGAGCUGAAACAACAGUACACUGAAAUUUAGGAGCAGCGUGCUUUGUCCUAUCGAGAUGCUAUUUAUCCAGGGGGGAAGGGUUAGUUUUUGGGGAUAAGGGCUUCCCUCUGGACCUAAAAUCUGUGAAAUCACAGGACGUGCUGUGGCAGGCAGAGCAGUAGGCCCCUUAGUGCAACAGCCUGCUCCUGCAAGACGCCAAUACCGGCUGCGUCAGAGGAGAACACAAAAUACCCCACAGAGGGGAGUUUAUAGGACGAACUGGCUUCAGAGCAGGUUUCUCUUAGACAGUAUUACCUUAAGUCUUCUGCCCUGAAUCAAAAAUUUCCUGCAGACAUUUGCAUGGCUAAGUUUGAGGAGGUACUCAAAAAUGUGUAUAAAUGAGAUAAAAGAGGAUUUGGGCAUACUCCUUUCUUGGUUUGGAGCAUAAUUCUGAAUAUCCCCAAAAAUAACAGCAAAGGCAGUCCAGAAAAGAUUCUGGCAUCUUAGAGUUCCCCUCUUCUGUCCACGUUUCCUUCUGCAGCAAGCAUUAGUAUCUUUAUUUAAAAUGUGUGUAUGGCACAGAGGUUUAUAGCCAGCUUUGACAAAGGCCUAUUAUUCACAGAAAGAUCAAAGUUUGAUUUUGGGUGAGUUUCUUUUACCCCAUCGAGCCUUUGGCAGGACUGGCCUUACCUUCAGUUGGUUAAGAUGUGGCUGCACGUUCAGUAGACAGAACAAGUAAGGAGCCAUAAACUGCAACCCCUCGUUCCUAAAUAAGGUCAAACCCCCUGCAGCUGUGCUGUAAGAUACCUUAACAGGUUGUAGCCCAGCUCUGUCGCUGCUUUAACGAGUUGAUCUUGAGCUUGCCAGGGCAAGUAUAGCAAAUGCUGUACAGAUUUUGAGUUGGCAGAGAGCUCAUCCUGUGCAAUACGGUCACGAUCCGUACCAGUAGUCCGUUACUUACACAUUUAUGACUAUGUAAUGCUCAGUAGGCCACUCAUAAGCGCAUUAUGAUUCCAGGGAUGUAUUCUAAAAAGUCAGGGAGAUAACUUAGGAGAUGACAGAAAGAAACUGCUCCGGUGCAGUUACGCUGCUGUCACUUUAGUUCUUAAACUAUAAUUUAAGCUAUUCUUGGCUGUGUUCAGACAUUGUGAAGAGCGUUUCUGGCUUGUUUUCCUCCAUGCUUACUCACUGCAAAUUUGCAAAAAGUUUAUUUAAAACUAAAUAGGUGACAACCACACAAAAACUAAUUUGGUUACCGAUACACAUGCGAUUCUGUGGAUGGUGUUUUGUUUCAUGCUACAGGUCAGCAAGAUGUGAGUUGGGAUGCCAAAUAUCACCUAUACAAAACAGUGCAGGCUACUUAGGUCCUACUACAGUUAAGCCACAUUACAAAGAAUUUAUUUUGACAGAAGCACGAAACAGAGAGGGAACAAAACCUGAAUGCACAAUUUGAAUAUUGUACUAGCUGAUCUUUGCGUAUAAUGAGUAAUACAGAAAAAAAAAGUGUUCUGUUUUAGAAGGUAGAAUAUGUUAAAAUACUCUCUUCUUAAAAAUAUAUAUUUUUGGAUGCUUGGGAAAGUAUUUUGACAAUUGUAGUCUUAUGUGUCAUUAGAUUUUUCAGGUGUCAAAAGUCUCAGAAAGAAAUUUUUAUUUUCUUCCAGCAUUUGGAUUUCUCGUAGGUGUUUUGUGUUAAGUGUUCUCAUGUUGCUAAGGCUUACUGGGGGGAAAAAGUAACAAAGAUGUUCCUUUUCAAUUUUUAAUUAAGAUGUUAAGAAUACAAAACAGUUGCUGCUUCACUUCCACUCCACUGCUGCUCAUUAAUGUAUAUUUAACAUCGCUUCAGCGUUUUGUCCCAGAAAAAUGUUGGACUUGAUCUGCCUGAAAUGGGUGCAAGUGUUCUCCUUGCCAGCACUGUGGGCUGCACUGGAUCCUAAGAACUCAAUUAGGGUGUAGAAGGGAAACAGCAGUUCCUAGAUUUUCCCUCUUUUCCCAAUUCAGGAAUAAAGCUGAAAACCUGCCAAGAAUAAACUGUUCUUCCAAUAUUUCCAUAGACUGUAACUUAAAGGUUGGGCUAGAAAAAUAAAUGAAUAAAGCUCCAGCACAUCAAUUGCUGAUGGGAGGAUGGCACUCAGCAGCCAGAGGGGCAGAACUGGCAUAUUUUAAACAAGCUCAGAUUUGACCAAGUCUUUGCAAAGGGCCUGUACCCCUGGCCUUGAUAUCUCCCUGUGCUGAAGUGGCUGGGAGGAGACCGCAGCAUGCCCCAACCCUGCUGACUUGAGCUCUGCUCGUGGAUACUUUCUAGCUUAAUACAGAUCCCAGGUCUAAAGUUCCAUGAAUUCACCCUAUAUUUUGUGCAGUGGUAGCUACAGCCAAAUGCUUAAAUAGUCUGAGCACAGGGCCAGGUUCCCAGCAAGUGUAAAUUGAGCCUGUAUACUCAGAUCAGAGCUUUGCCUCUCUACAUGAACUGAGGAUGCAGGUCAUCACUUGAGGGGAAAAAAAUAUUUCCCUUUUCACUCAGUCUGAACAGUGUUGGAAAGAACAGUCAGCUGAUGUUAAAAGCCUCCUUUUCUCCUCUGUUGUUAGCUUCUAGUGUCAACGUUACUAUGAAAGUGAUAACUUACAUCACCAGAUAAGCAGUUGUUUAAAUAAUUCUGCAGGAAUUGUUCUUCAUGAAGGCAGCAAGAGAUAAUUCUGCAAAACAAAGAGGCUACAAGAGAUGCUAGAAUGCAACUGCCCAGCAUAUUAUUUUGUAUCCACAGCCCUGAGUCCCCGGGGUAACAAUAUCUUAAGGACUUUGGCAUCGUAAUCGCUCCCUGUGUACUCACUGCAGCUCUUGGGGAGAAGAGGCCAGAGGAUGGGGAAGGGGCUGCCUGGGACACUGCGACACGCUCAGCCUUCCCACUUAGCUGCUGCACUGGGACCAAGGGGUUGGAGACUUCUCCCUCUGGGUCCUCAAGAACACCUGACCCAGAGGCCAGGGACACAAACAGGAAGAUUUCUCCUGAUUUCCCUAGGCUUGGGAUGAAGCCCCACAAAGCCUGGUCCUACCACAGGCUGCCCCCCCCCCACCUGCCUUUGACUUCACAAGGAAUAGAGGGGAGUCCUACAUCAUUUUGGGAUUGAGCCCUCCCAGUCCUGAUUUGAGCAAUGCAUGAGAGCGGGAUGAGAGUCUGAUUAUAUUCACGCUCAUUUCAAAAUGAGUGAUGCUAAAUAGUUGAGUUAGGCCAUAAUUAGAUAAAUGUCAUUAAAACCCAGAGCUGGAAAUUUGUUUGCAAUGCUUCACAACUUAAAGUACGUUGAAAUUCCGUAAGAAAACUAUUGUUUAGAAAGGAAAGUUUAAUAGUUAAACCACAGAAGUGCUUAAAUAUAGGGGAAAGUAUUUGAACUUCAAAAUAGGUGAGAAGAGAUGGUGGGAGCAAACAUGCUUAAAACAGUGAAUGAAUGAAAAAAAUUAAGCAUGAUUGGUCGCAUCACUCUAAAUUGCUAUUUAGUUCUCACCACUUCCCCAAAUACUCAUUCCCUGGGGAAUAUUCAUGAACCAUACACAAAACAACAAAAUACACAGCCAGUUCCUUUCUAUUUCUUCCUAUUGAAAUGUAUUUUCUGAAGUUUCUCUCUGUGGUCAGUUCUUAAAACUUGAUGUUAUCAGUGCAUACUUUUUUUUCCAUUUUAAACCUAUUGUAUCAUUCUGUUUAUUAUGUUUUUUAGUGUGAGCAGAUUGUAUUUAUUUGAGAAAAAUGUUUGCUGUUUAAAAAACAAUAAUUGUAUUGCCAAAAAUAGCUGUAAUUACCUGUGACAUCUGUAUUUUUUUUUAUUUUGAGGGGUUGGUUGUUUUUAAUCUCAACUUCAAGUGCUAACAACUGUUAAAACAACCAUUGCAUUUUAAUUUGCUUAUUACAUUAAAUGGAUUUCUCUGAAGUCAGACAAAAAUGCCUCGUAGGAGAUUUAAUAAAGAUGUCAUGCUCCCA
Messenger RNA from Cygnus atratus (black swan), 14037 nucleotides. RefSeq names its product ubiquitin associated and SH3 domain containing B (gene UBASH3B). NCBI's taxonomy places the organism in Eukaryota, Metazoa, Chordata, Aves, Anseriformes, Anatidae. Gene Ontology annotation, molecular function: protein binding; protein tyrosine phosphatase activity. Gene Ontology annotation, cellular component: cytoplasm. The coding region runs from base 7102 to 8988 and encodes 628 amino acids. Gene Ontology annotation, biological process: negative regulation of bone resorption; regulation of osteoclast differentiation; collagen-activated tyrosine kinase receptor signaling pathway. The record is from RefSeq and is a predicted model, not a curated record. The transcript has 14 exons.